Messenger RNA from Lachancea dasiensis, 744 nucleotides. The record is from the annotation of a GenBank genome assembly. Lineage: Eukaryota; Fungi; Ascomycota; Saccharomycetes; Saccharomycetales; Saccharomycetaceae.
AUGGAUAUAGUCCUUCAACCAGGAAUUUUACUGGAGGCAAACCAGCUAUUCGAUCUUAAAAUUGAGGUUGAGAAUCGUGGUAGCCCUCCCCUCACUUUACUGUUGUUCGCUCAAGAAUCGCAACAUCAUUGUGAAUUUGAACACAGUGUCGUGCUACCAUUAUUCGAAGAAGAAGGGCAGCUGACCUACCAAACUCCAAAUCUGCUUAAACGAGUUAAUUUAGUCACAACUGUUACUCCUGAGCUCAGUCCGCAGGGCGUCAUGUUCGUUUGCAAAGACUACACUCGUCUUAGGGGAGUUAUGAUGCAGUUAGAACAAGAUUUACCACAACUAUGCUGCUUCUUCUCAUACGCUGUCUCCGGCGCUGAUUUCAAGGCUCAAUGCUACCGUACCGGAGAACCGUGGCUACAGAUACCCUUCCAAUUGCCAAGCAGUAAUGUUUUCCUAUCAGCACUUGACAACUUUCAUCUUGAAAGGACUACGAGACCUGAAGGUUUCGCCGAACAGGACGAAUUUAAAAAGAAAAUUAUGGUUAAGAUAGACAGGAUGAUACGAUACCUGGAAUCCGGGAAUGUCACUGACGAAAUCUUGAGAAAGAUGUCCCGUCUCGUAUUACAGUUAAAAAAAGCGCCCACGAGAGAUAUCGAACAGCAAGUUGUCGAGAAAGAGGUCGAACUUCAAACUCUGGACAUUAUUUGUGAUCAAUGGGAAAUGUCACAAACGUUGCGUGAUAUUGGCUCUUAA